Molecule: messenger RNA, 1350 nt
Organism: Prunus armeniaca (apricot)
Lineage: Eukaryota; Viridiplantae; Streptophyta; Magnoliopsida; Rosales; Rosaceae
Source: the annotation of a GenBank genome assembly
AUGUCACUGUCUGUUCCUCACUCACUUCCUCGCUCGCCGCCACUCCAUUCGAACCCACCAAGAACUGCUCCCCCGUUCAGUCGAUUUCCUCUCUUCCGAUGCUCAGCCAAUCUCAGAGCCUCCAAAAAUAGCCAAAAUUCGAGAGUCAAUGCUCGCUUCAAUGCCCCUCGUCUCCCAGUUGUAGAGAAGUUAGAAGUGGAACGUUUUGCAAGUAUUUCUUCCUCAAGUAGUCGAGAAACAUCUUCAGUUGGUGUCAACCCUCCAAUCUCAGUACCUCCCCCACCCUCAAAUAUAGGGUCGCCUCUAUUUUGGAUUGGCGUUGGUGUUGGGCUUUCAGCACUGUUUUCUUGGGUGGCUACAAACUUAAAGAAAUAUGCAAUGCAACAAGCAUUUAAGACUUUGAUGGGCCAAAUGAAUACACAAGAUAGCCAGUUCAACAAUGCUGCAUUUCCUCCAGGUUCACCUUUUCCAUUUCCAUCAGCCCCAGCAUCAGGGCCUUUUGCCUCACCUUUUCCAGCUACUUCUCAACAUUCGACAGUAGACGUAUCUGCAACCAGAGUAGAUGCAGCACCAGCAGCACCAGCAGCACCAGCCUCAUCAGUCACACAAGCUGCGCAAGCCACACCAGCUACACCAACCAUACCAGCCGCCCCUGCCACUGAUGCCAACAAUGACACAGAACCAAAGAAAAAGUCGAACAGCUUUGCUUUUGUAGAUGUUAAUCCAGAAGAAACUGAACAAAAGAGUCCUUUUGAAAGUAGCUUAAAAGAUGGUACUGAAAUAGGUUCAUCUAAGGAUUUCCAGAAUGACGUGAAAGUUUCUCAGAACGGAGCUGCUUUUAAGCAGGGGUUUGGUGCCUCCACAGGGUCCCAAUCUACUGGAAAAGAAAAUUCUAUAUCAGUGGAAGCUUUGGAGAAAAUGUUGGAAGAUCCGACGGUGCAGAAGAUGGUUUAUCCCUAUUUACCAGAGGAGAUGAGGAAUCCUUCCACUUUCAAAUGGAUGCUACAAAAUCCACAAUAUCGCCAACAGCUGGAAGACAUGCUAAAUAAUAUGGGUGGAAGCAAUGAAUGGGACAAUCGUAUGAUGGAUUCAUUGAAAAAUUUUGAUCUUAGCAGUCCUGAGGUUAAGCAGCAGUUUGACCAAAUUGGGCUUACACCUGAGGAAGUCAUUUCAAAAAUAAUGGCCAAUCCUGAAGUUGCUAUGGCAUUUCAAAACCCAAGAGUUCAAGCAGCCAUCAUGGAUUGUUCACAGAACCCGCUCAGCAUUGCCAAAUAUCAAAAUGAUAAGGAGGUUAUGGAUGUUUUCAAUAAAAUAUCAGAACUCUUCCCUGGCGUGUCUGGCUCACCUUGA